Molecule: messenger RNA, 1888 nt
Organism: Dalotia coriaria
Lineage: Eukaryota; Metazoa; Arthropoda; Insecta; Coleoptera; Staphylinidae
Product: probable peptidoglycan muropeptide transporter SLC46
Exons: 5
Coding region: 243-1796 (517 amino acids)
Biological process (GO): transmembrane transport
Cellular component (GO): membrane
Molecular function (GO): transmembrane transporter activity
Source: RefSeq, a predicted model, not a curated record
UCUCGCCUCUCUUCAAGUGUGAACACACGCGGUGAUUACUCGUUUGUUGUGAGUUUGGACUUUUUAAGUCCUGACGGCGUCAUCAGGCGCGAGUCUGGCGUGUCGCAUCGCACCGUUUAUCAAGUUAAACGAAUUAAAGCGCUCGCCGAAUGCACUCAGACGAGCGUGGCGCGAUUGCAAUAAAACUUGAAUCGAAAAAAGUGCGCGUGUCCAUGGUAUCCGUGUCCAUUUGAUCCUGCAACAUGGCGUCGGCGAAGAAUGAAGACGAGCAGCCGAAUUACACAUUGGCGGAGAAACUGCGCAUCGUCUUGACCAACAUCACCGUCGAGCCGAUAAUCAUAUGCUAUGUGAUUCCAGGCGUCUUGGGCAGCCUCGCCAUGCAACAACUUUACCUCGAAAAAGCCUGUCGAGUCGAUCUCGCAAUGAACGAGACCAUCUGCGACGCCAUUUCCGUGCAUAACUCAAGCGGAUAUCAAAAGGAAGACGAAGCAGAAGUGCAGAAAUACGUCGCUACUAUGUUUUCAUACAAAAAUGUUCUUCAAUCAGUGAUACCAUCAGUGUUGUUGCUGUUUAUUGGAUCGUGGAGUGACAGAUACAACCGGCGUAAACCAUGGAUCAUGCUACCAUUAGUCUGUGAGCUUACAACCGUAAUGGGAUUCUGGUUAACAACAUAUUUCUUCUAUGAAAUGACCGUGAUUUACAACGUGAUCAUCGAUGGCAUUGCACCUGUGAUGUCCGGGGGUGGAUAUGCGUUUGGAAUGGCAUUGUAUGCACACAUCAGUUGUAUUACCACGGAAGCGACUAGGACCGUACGAAUUGGGGCGGCGAAUAUGUUGUGGAGUCUUUGUUAUACUUUGGGAAUGGCUUUAAGUGGAGUUGUGUAUAUUCAACUAGGUUUCUACGGGGUGUACAUUAUUUCAAUUGUUAUAUAUCUAACCGGGUUGUACUAUGGGCACACGUGUGUAGAGGAAGCACCAUGGCCAGAAAAAUCCCAAGACGAAGUAGAAACUAGGAAAAAUCAAAAGAAGAAAAACUUUUGUUUGGAUUUUUUCAAUUGGAGUCUAGUAAAAGACACUUUUAACGUUGCAUUCAAAACUGGUGAGCGUAACAGAAAGGCUAGGAUUUUAGCUAUUAUGGUUUUGGUUAUGGUUAUCAUAGGACCCCUUCACGGUGAAUUUGUUGUGUGGUACAUGUUCGUACGUUACACUUUUCAUUGGAACGAAAUUGAGUAUAGCAUUUUCUGCACGUACUAUUCCAUCGUACAUAUUGUUGGAACCGUGUUUGCGUUGAUGUUCUUCUCGAAAUACUUGAAGUUAGACGAUUCACUCUUAGGCAUGAUUUCGAGCAUGAGUAAAAUCCUCUCAUCGUUCGUCUAUGCAUUCGCACCAAAUUCAACAAUAUUUUACUGCGGUGCAAUAAUUGAAAUGUUUAAUGGCACAUCAUUCAUUGCCAUGCGUUCGAUAAUAUCAAAACUAGUGCCGGUUGAUGAAUUAGGCAAAAUCUAUUCGUUGUUUGGCUUGUGUGAAGCCCUAAUGCCAUUGGUCUACGGCCCUAUGUACAGCUACAUCUAUAAGAAUACGAUAAACUUCAUGCCGGGCAUGUUUUUCAUCGCCGGCGGCAUCCUAACCGUGCCAUCAGUAAUAAUGUUCGGUUGGUUGUACUUCGAGCACAAAAGGGAUUUGCGGCUCGAUGCAGAGAAGAAAAACGACGAAGCGACGGCAAUGUUAGAGAAAACAUCAAAUAACGGUAAAACAAAUGGCACCUCGAAUGGCAUUGCGAAACCAACAUCUACAUGAUACCUACCAGAAUGUUAUUUUAUUAUUAAUUCAUAUAUUUGCGUAAAAAUAUUUUAUUUAUUUAUUAAAUGCAUUAAAAUUGUUUAAGAUAA